Molecule: messenger RNA, 2250 nt
Organism: Paramacrobiotus metropolitanus
Lineage: Eukaryota; Metazoa; Tardigrada; Eutardigrada; Parachela; Macrobiotidae
Product: paramyosin-like
Exons: 4
Coding region: 236-2125 (629 amino acids)
Source: RefSeq, a predicted model, not a curated record
CACAUACUGUACCUGCAGAGUUAUUUGAUCUGAUACGGAAAGCAUUCACUAUGUAUUGCACAGUACGCAAGGUGCUGUGGCUUUCGCGUUUAAGAAACUAUUAAACGAUGACGAAAUAAGCAGCAAAUUGUAAAAAGCUGUUAAUAGUGCUACUAAAUGAAAGACGCAAGCAUCUCUACCCACUGCACACAGAUGCGAAUGGUCUGGCUUGAAUUCCAGCCCUGGACGCGGUGUUAUGAUUCAACCAAUUUACAGCACUUGCAUCCAUUGCACGACUGACCCCGAGAAAACUGACGCAGAGCCUUCUGUGAACUUCCCGGAUACUGCAGCCGUGAUGCCUGUCCAGGACGACACACUGUUGCACCGUUCCAGUUCCAGCUCCUCAUCGGGAAACGGUCCGGUGGCGCCAGCACGACCUCGCAAGCUGCUUAAGCAGACAUCGCCGCUCUCCGUCAAAGCGUCCUCUUCUUUCUACUUUACACCGCAAACCACCGCCGAUACCGUUCCUUUAAAUCAUGAGAAUUUUCCCUCGCCGGGUGAGAUAACGGGGCAGAAUAUGCAGUCGGUCCGCGGUGACCGAUCCGGAUCCACGCUGGUAUACGGUGAGAAAUUCCAUGAACUGAGCACGGCCGAUCUGGUGGUGGUGAUCGAUGCACAGCAGGCCCUGCUCGACAAACUCAACACGGAGAACCGUGAUCUGUCGUCUAAAUCGCGGAUGCUGGAGAGGGAGCUGUCGCUCGUUACGGAGGAGAACAAUCAAAUGCGAUCGGUGGUCAGUCUGCGGUCGGCGCAGUCCAACAUGGACUACCUUCUGCAGACUGUCGGAACCAUUGAAAAUGUCCCGCCGACCAAUGGUUCGGCCAGUACAGUGAAAUCUGUACAGAAUGCCUUAGCAUCGCAGGUCCAAGCGCUGGAAGCCGAACUAACCGCCAAAGAGCAAGAACGACAACGCCUGGCCGAUGAAAUCACCUUUAUUCGACAACAGCUGCAAGAUAAAAUUUCGGCUGUGGAUGAGCUGCAGGAAAAGCUCCAGAAAGCCCCGACAACCUCCACAACAUCCGUAUCGGAUAUGGAAGGUUUAGUGGACACUUUGUCCAGUAAUAUUAAGACACUCAAGCUGCGUGAAGCAAACCUUUUGACGGAAAUUGCUGUGGUCAAAGAACAACUUGGACAGAUCCAUGCGGAGAAUACCAUUUUAAAAGACGUUGUACAUCGUCAGGAAAUUCAGAGUAGCAUGACGAAAACGCAGCUGGAAAGCGAAAUGCUUUCGUUGCAGAGAAAAUAUCGGUCCGAGAAUGAGCGGCUGGUCAGUGAGUCACGUGAUAAUGCAGACGCGGUACAAUUGCGCCAGAAAGAUUUGGAUGAGCAGUUGCAGGCUAUUCAAAUGAAGCUCACUGAAGAGCGGUUACGCCGGGAAAAGGUUGAAGCAGAAGUGCAUCUAGCAAAGAUCCGCUCAGGCAACGUAGACGAUAUUGUGGCGGAGAGCGUACAGCAGCUCCAGUCGGAAAUGGCGCAGUUGCGUGCAGCGGCCAGUGCGGCCGAGGAGCGCUCAUCCAUCCAGCAUCAACAUGACGAAUGCGAACGCCAACACUACAUGACGAAGUGGAAAAACAACGAAGACCAAUUGUUAAAAUUAAAGCAUGAGCUGGAGCUGGCACGGACAGCCUCGGCGGCCGUUGGGCAGGAAAACGCCCAGCUCUUAAUGCAACUGGCUGACGUUGAUCGGCAGGUUGAGCACAGUGCAGCCGUCAGUAAUCAUCGUCCAUUAUCGGCUGAUGCCGAAAUUGAUGUCUUAAAGAGCCGCAUUGAGCAGCGUGAGAAGGAACUGCAACAGCUGCGCCAACACACGGCCGCGGCCGACGAACAAUUGCAGGACUUGUGGCAGCGUCAGACCCAGCUGAUUGAGAAAUUCAAAGAUGAAUGUGCCGGGUUGGCCGGACAAUUGGACAGUGUACGCGGGGUACAGGAGAAAGAGCGGUUGGAGAAUAGUGUGUUUCAUGUAGAUGUCAGCCAUAAAUACGGCAGUGCGGUGGAGCUCAAUCGGCAGUUGUUAGCCGAGUGUCAGAGCCUGGCCGCCCAAUUGUUGGCUAUACAGUCCACCCACAAAAUUAGUCGAGAGGAGUAGUGAACGUGACCUUCGAAAAUUAUUUGCCAGUGCUAGCUAGCGCUGUACUGCCUACAUCUUUCAUGCUUGUAAUCACUUAAUUAAUCUUCUUUAUUGUUUUUUAUUUGAAGCAAAUGCAACUUGAA